AUGUCCGACCCUAAGCCCCAGCCCAGCACCCCAGAGGAAUGGAAAGCCUAUGCUUUCUCAAAGGAUGUUACUAGUAUUCCAUUACGAGAAGCAGAAAAUGUGAACAAAAUUGCGGCAAAUAUUUUUGCUCUUACGAAGCAUGAGAAUGUCGUUUCACCUCACAAGAAUGGCACCAUACAGAUCACUGCAAGGGUUUUGACGGCGGAUGCGCCGGUGACCAUAGUAAUACCGUCGGAUGCCUCGGGCGCAAUAUCCAUCUACGCCGCCAUUCUGGAUCAGCCGGUCACGAUACUCAAUGGCUCCGACAAUUUGGAACUUGAUCUUGGGCCCGAGUCCGAGUAUAUUGGCGUUACCAUUGGGUUCUCCUCGGGCGGAAUGGAGCACGACUACGAGAAGAAAUACCCGUCGACCUCAAGCGAUGACCUGAAAGCAAGCCUGAACACGCAACUGCGUAUUGCUCUUGUUCAGUUCUGGAAGAACAUGUCCGUUGCAGUCUCGUUGAGCUCCUAUGUUGCGACGAUGACGACUAAUCAAGAGUACUUAAAUCUGCUCAACACGCAGGCGGUGGCAGUAGGCCAACAACUCGCCGGACAAGCCAUGGCCGGACCGGACAUGAGCUAUGCUCCUGUUUUAGUCCUUGAUAGAUAUAAAGAGUCUACACAACAGGCACUUAAUGCUGCUACCGCUUUCGAGGCCCAGUUCGAGCGAUUCCAGGAUAAGAAGGAGUCUUUGGAAGUCCACAAACAGGCUUGGGAUACCAUGCUCGCACAGGCUAGAAAUGAGAAUUCCAUGCGCGUCAACCUUCGCAACAUGGCGCUGGAUAAGUACGAAUCGGCUCGUCAGACUGCCGUGAGCUGCGAGGCGCAGUUUAAAGAAGACGACUUUGCCUUAGAAAUUCUCAGAAUUCGUUUCGAGAAUGGGCUCCAGAAGUGGAAGGAUGAACAGGAGUUGAAAGCCGUGUUUCAAAUCCUCAUGGCAGCCGCUUCCUUUGCAUUGAAUAUUGCAACGCUUUGUAUGGGCAACCCCGGAGGCGGCGGUGGCGCCGCAGACGCUGUAGGGAAGGCCGUCGAGGCGGUCAAGGUAGCAGAGGGUCUCGUCGGCCAAAUUGGCAAAGUCUUGAGAUCCGAUACCUUUAAGAAGUUGGCCGAGUGUGUCGAGGCGCUUUUGGCAUUGGAUCCCAUCAUAGAGUCCGUGGUGGAUGCAGUAGGCAAGUUCGAGAUCGAUCCUACCGUGGAGAUCCCAUCUCUGGACACCAUCACUGGCACCAGCCAGGGUGAUGCGAAUGCUGCGGCCAUCGUGACAAUGGCUGCGUGGGAUAAAUGGAUUCUCGAGUCAGACGAGCAGAUGGAAUUUGCUGUGAGUGAGGGUGUUGACUAUGCCAGCGACUACAGACUGGCACUGCGAAAGCAUGCCAUCAACGGGAAGCAGCUGACUCAGGCCCAUGCUGAAAGCGUUAAAGCAGGCUACGAGUAUGUCCAGGCCCAGAUGGAAGUCAUUGUGUCUGAACAACAGAUUUCCGGCCUUCAAAGGCUACGGGACGAGUAUGAGGAACAAGAGGCCAUCUACGCUCUUGCCGAGUCCAUGCUCUACGAUCGCGCCAUGGCCCUAAGAACCACUGUUGUUAUAUCCCUUCGGAACAUGGCAUGGGCUUAUCGUUACUGGGCCCUUACUGCAAGCUCCAUUAGUCUUGACUCCCGAAAACCUCUCGUCGAGUACCAGCAAGACCUCUCCAUCAUCAUACAAGAGAUGGUAAAUGCUGAUUCACGAUAUUCUAGCGACUUCCAACCUUUCGACUAUGAUAUCGACUCUGAGGAUAGGGCUGACGAAGAUCAGCUCCCUGCUGGAUGUGGGCAAUCAAUGAAGGAUGGUAUCAAGGGGAAGAACCACAUUGGUAGCUUCACACUCGCUCCAGAAAAGGGGCUUGCAAGUGAUUUUGACGAAGGCUCCCACUACCGUCUAGAUGGGCUUAAUCCUACCCUACUUGGAGUGCUCCCCAAUCCAAACGCUCUAAAGGGUGGAGUGGCAGUGGUGAACUUGCGAAUCACCACUUCUGGAAUCUACGCAGACAUUGAAAAAGAUAAAGUAUUCCGUUUUGCAAGUCUUCCUCAAUCUCGAAGGUGCUCGUACGAGCUGGACGAGAAUGGGAUUAGAGGAAAAACUCGCGUCUAUCCCGCCUUUGAAACAAAAGACCAUGCCGAGCCCACUCCAUUUACCCAGUGGAAGAUUGAGCUGUUGAACCCAGAGGACAUUCUUUUGGAUGGCUUAAGGGGGAUCGAUUUGCAGUUUACGGGGCAUGUUCGUUUUGAUACGAAGCGCCGCAGACCUAGGGUGAAGGACUCUAGGAAGAAUUAA
This is a messenger RNA of Metarhizium acridum CQMa 102, 2352 nucleotides long. Lineage: Eukaryota; Fungi; Ascomycota; Sordariomycetes; Hypocreales; Clavicipitaceae. The record is from RefSeq and is a predicted model, not a curated record.